This is a messenger RNA of Manduca sexta (tobacco hornworm), 1451 nucleotides long. Its product is annotated as tetraspanin-9. Lineage: Eukaryota; Metazoa; Arthropoda; Insecta; Lepidoptera; Sphingidae. The transcript is spliced from 6 exons. Gene Ontology annotation, cellular component: membrane. Bases 589 to 1293 code for a protein of 234 amino acids. The record is from RefSeq and is a predicted model, not a curated record.
AAUCCAUUUGAACGAUCUCACGUGAUGGAAUUACCAAUUGACAAAUAAAACCGUUACUCUGAGGUUUACGAUUUUAAUUCAUAGCAAAUUGUAUUUGCGAAUUUGUAACAAAGUUAUCUCGUCAUAAUAGUAACUAUGAUGUCAAUAUGGGCUUACUCUUCUUACAUAGUUGUCGCUAUCUACAGCAAAAAACUUCAAAACGCGUUUUAUACUUAUAUACUUACCAAUAUAUAUUUAGUUUUGCAGGUGCCAAUAAAAUAUGCUGUGAAGCAAUAAAUACUAAUGGAAUAGGCAUAUAUUAUGUAUAUGUAAACUGAUAACAGUAGGAAGUGUAUUGCACGUACCUACAGUGACCCACUUGCGAGCAUAAACAUACUGGCAAAGCCUUCGAAGGCCCUAUGCUUGGUGGGGCGUCCGAGUCGAACCGAGAGGGACCAGUUGACUCCGACCCACCGACUAAGACGCACUUGUGAAGUGAAUGACCCGUGUUAACGUAAACCAGUGACGUGACCAACAAAAGUGAUGGUAAAGUGAAAUUGGACUCUCGGUCUCUACUACGUUGUUUAUCGCGCCAAAACAAGAAUCACGAUGGGCAUGGGUGGUGCGAUGGACAGCUGCGGGAGGUGCAUGAAGUUCUCCCUUAUAUGCAUCAAUGUUAUAACGCUUAUCGGAGGAGCGCUCGCGCUAGCGAUAGGGAUAUGGGUGUGGACGACGCGCUCGUUCUCCAGCACGCUGAUGAGCAACAACAUGUUCAUCGCGUCGGUGGGCGUGGUGGUGGCGAUGGGCGCCGCUAUCAUGCUACUCUCGCUGCUCGGCUGUUGCGGCGCUGCUAAGGAGGUCAAGUGCAUGUUGCUCACGUACUACAUCUUGGUGUUCAUCAUCUUUGUGGUGAUGCUAGUAGGCGGGAUCCUACAGUUCGUGUUUAGGGAGAAGGUGCUGACCACGUUGAACCACGAGAUGUACGCCGCUAUCCCGUACUAUGGUGUGAAGCAUGAAUACACCAGGUCCUGGGACGACACGCAGACCUACCUGCAGUGCUGCGGAGUCAAGAGUUACAAGGACUGGAACGAUAACGUGCCCGAGAGCUGCUGCCAGGAGGUUUAUCCUGGCAAGAGAUUAGACUGUAAGUCGUCGCCGAACCCCACCACUAUGUACGUGGAUGGUUGUUUGACGAAGGUGAUUGACUUCCUUCGUGAAGAUGCGGUUUACGUCGGUGCUGCCGCCAUUAUUGUGGCUUUCAUCAUGUUGCUGGCAUUGAUAUUAUCGUGCGGAUUAUUUGUGAAGAUAGAGUGACAUUGCGGAUGUUCUAUAGACGUGACUCAAGUAUUAAUUGUUGAUUUGAUUAUGAAUUUGUACGUAAUUACAAGUCGACUUCGUAUUAAAUCUUUGCAUUUGGAUUUAUAUAUUUAUUUUGUAAAUGAUUUGAAAUAAAAACAAAAUUUUUGACCAUG